Molecule: messenger RNA, 245 nt
Organism: Drosophila obscura
Lineage: Eukaryota; Metazoa; Arthropoda; Insecta; Diptera; Drosophilidae
Product: bomanin-068
Exons: 2
Coding region: 57-179 (40 amino acids)
Biological process (GO): defense response
Source: RefSeq, a predicted model, not a curated record
CCUGUUCUCGGCGAUCGUCAGAUUAGUUGCUGCCAAGUACCCGAAUCAUUUACAACAUGAAGUGGCUGUCGACUGCCUUCGUUCUGGGUCUUUUGGCCCUGGCUAGUGCCAACCCCCUGAGUCCUGGCAACGUGAUCAUCAACGGGGACUGCAAAGUUUGCAAUAUACGAGGCGACUAAGUCCUGAAUCAGCGGGAAUAAAAGCUUUCAAAAUAUGCAAAAAUGAAAUAAAACGAAUGAAAUUAA